Molecule: messenger RNA, 369 nt
Organism: Lycium ferocissimum
Lineage: Eukaryota; Viridiplantae; Streptophyta; Magnoliopsida; Solanales; Solanaceae
Product: CASP-like protein 4D1
Exons: 3
Coding region: 1-369 (122 amino acids)
Source: RefSeq, a predicted model, not a curated record
AUGGAGUUUGAGAUGCCUCAAUAUAAUUUUAAUGAAAAACCUCGUUCUUCAUCAAAGUUUCCAUUGAUUAUAUUAGCAGCAAGGUUGAUUACUAUAGCUUGUGCUGUGGUUUCAAUAGUUGUGUUGAAGAGUAAUAAAGUUACGUUGGAUAAAGGCGCCAAACUUGAGUACGAUUAUUACCGCUCAUACAGGUACAUGCUUGGUGUAAUGGUAGCUGGAAUUAUCUACAAUACAUUGCAUAUUCCCUUUGCAUUAUAUUUCCUGAUAGCAAAGAAACGUCUUAUAAACCACAACAGCUUUCGCCAGUUUGAAUUUUAUGGUGACAAGGUCAUUUCUCUGUGGUGGUUCAACGGGUAUAUUUAUCUAUAG